AAUAAUGGUAAAUUUCGUAUUCACAUUCAAAAAUGCGCGGGAAUAUUUUACACGUUCGUUCAGUGAUUUUAGUUCGAAGUUAACAGCAUACUAACAAAAUGUCUGCCCAAGCAGCACCUCGACCAGUGCAGGUGUCUCCUUUUAUUAAAUUUUGUCGAUGGAGUCUUCUGUUAACUGGGGUGGUUUAUGGGAUUUACCAUCAAAGGAGGCUUAGUAAAAGAGAAAAUGCAUUGCGUGAACAAGAUCUUAAAGAAAAACCUAUUAGAGAUGCAAAAAUAGCAGCAGAGAAAAAGAGGCUUCAGGAAGCUGAAAUGAAAAUAUUGAAUGACUUGUUCACACCACCAAAAUAAAAAAUAUUGUUUUUAGUAGUAUACAUGUGUAUUUUUUUAAGUUAAUAUUAAAUUACCAUUUGAAAAUUUUCUAUUAUGUUAACUCUCCUUCAGAUUUUCAAUAGAUAUAUUGUAUAUGUAUAUAUUAAAUAAAAUAAUUUAUGAUA
This is a messenger RNA of Frieseomelitta varia, 496 nucleotides long. RefSeq names its product ATP synthase subunit e, mitochondrial (gene ATPsynE). Bases 99 to 350 code for a protein of 83 amino acids. The transcript is spliced from 3 exons. The record is from RefSeq and is a predicted model, not a curated record. Gene Ontology annotation, biological process: proton motive force-driven ATP synthesis. NCBI's taxonomy places the organism in Eukaryota, Metazoa, Arthropoda, Insecta, Hymenoptera, Apidae. Gene Ontology annotation, molecular function: proton transmembrane transporter activity.